Saprolegnia parasitica CBS 223.65 is the source of this 783-nucleotide messenger RNA. RefSeq lists its product as hypothetical. NCBI's taxonomy places the organism in Eukaryota, Oomycota, Saprolegniomycetes, Saprolegniales, Saprolegniaceae. The transcript has 2 exons. Gene Ontology annotation, molecular function: nucleic acid binding. Bases 1 to 783 code for a protein of 260 amino acids. The record is from RefSeq and is a predicted model, not a curated record.
AUGUUCGAUGCGUCCCGCCUUUCACAGGCUGAGUACUGUCGCCGGACCCGACUCUCACGCAAGGCGUUAUACAACAUGAUAACACCCAAGGGGCGGGCCAUGCUCGCUGCAGCGCACGGCAAGCUCUCGUACAAGCGCAAGCGUAGCUCCGGUGGUGGGCGCAAGGAGAUCAUUCCAUUUGCCAACGAGCUCCUGACGUACAUGAAAGACCUCCGUCGCUCCCGCCGCUGCUUGGCGGUUGCCAUCAUGGUCGAGUACAUAAAGGAGCACCAGACGGCGUGGCUUGACAAGUACGAGAACGAGUACAAGGACAAGACGAUCGCGAACUUGACACGUUUGUGCUCUCGCUUUGCCACUCGCCACUGCUUCGUGCGUAAGUCGAUCACGACGGCCAAGAUGUCCGAAGAAGAGAUGGCAAAGAAGAAGGCAGAGCUCUCGCAGGAUUUCUGGGGCAAAUACGCGGACAAGGACCCAAGCCUCGUGCUCAACUGCGACGAAACGGGGAUCUUCUACGACACGCCCCUACCAAGAUUUAAGCUCAAGUCUGACCUGUACCCUCUGCCUCCGAACACGACUUCUACCUGCCAGCCAUUGGAUGUCGGGGUCAUGGGUCCAUUCAAGGCCAAGUUGCGUGCUUUGUGGUUGCGCGACACCAAGAAGUACACGACUCCCGCGGAAAAGCGCAUGGCCGUCAUCAAGCGCGCUAUUGCCGCGUGGGACGACAUUAGCGAGGAUGCCAUAAAGUCUGCCUUUGCGAAGGCUAUCCCCAAGCAUGUUGUCUAG